Messenger RNA from Oncorhynchus masou masou (cherry salmon), 2336 nucleotides. Its product is annotated as transcription cofactor vestigial-like protein 2. The record is from RefSeq and is a predicted model, not a curated record. Lineage: Eukaryota; Metazoa; Chordata; Actinopteri; Salmoniformes; Salmonidae. Gene Ontology annotation, biological process: regulation of transcription by RNA polymerase II. Gene Ontology annotation, cellular component: nucleus. The transcript is spliced from 4 exons. The coding region runs from base 285 to 1199 and encodes 304 amino acids.
GCUAUUGGACAAGCUACAGGACACUCUUGUGUGUGUUUUGUUGUAUAAACCUCUCUCACCACAAUCUGAGAGCGCAGCUGCUGUUGCGCAGCGUAGCAGAGAGCGCUCUCUGGAGUGAUGUCGAGCCUCGUGCUGCCUGCUGCGCAUUGCCACUGACCGAGCGCCUUCUCUAGUUGCCUUGCUGCUGCUGGUAGCGGAAUGUUGUCGCUCUCUUACAACGUUGGUUUCCAUAUGACAGUGCGACACUUCCCUUCCCUGGCCCGAGAGGACACCGUGUCAUUACCAUGAGUUGUUUGGAUGUUAUGUACCCAGCCUAUGGACAUUACGCACCGUACGCUCCAGCCGCCCCCGCGUUCAUCAACAGCUUCCAGGCACCCAUUGGUCUGAGGAGCCCCUCUCCUCGCCGUAGAGACUUCAUGAUGGAGAGCGCGGAGAUGACAAGGUGUCCGGAGGGGGUAUCGGCGGGCACCAGCACGGGCCCUGGCUCUUCCUCCUCCGCCUCUUCCUCAUCCUCAUAUCCCCGUGCCACUCGACCAGAGGAGUGCCAUAAGGAGAAACAGGAAGUGCCCGAGGCUGAGUACCUGACGUCUCGUUGUGUCCUCUUCACGUACUACCAAGGGGACAUCAGCAGUGUGGUAGACGAACACUUCUCCAGGGCACUCAGCUCCUACAUGGAGGGAGAGGGCAAGAGGAGGGCAUCGGAUCUGGGCACAGAUACCCCUUCACCCAGUAGUCGCCGAAGCUUCCCCCCCUCCUUCUGGGACAGCAACUACUCCUCCGCCCAAAGUCGCUCCCACUGCGAACCCGGAAUGCCCACCUAUUCCAUGGACCCCUACGCUUCCGGACUCCGCCCGGGCAUUCCGCACCCUCACGCCCAUCCUCACAGUCACCCCCACUCGCACCUCCACCCAACAGAGGGAUGGGGCUACACCCCGAGCCAGGCCUACGGGCCCUCCAGGCCCCUCCACGAACUCUACACUCCUGGUGGCCUGGAGCCCCACCACCCCUACAGCCCCUUGCUUAUGCCCACCGUGCGGCCCCACCACCUGGGCUCCCUCCCCGUGCACCACCCCUAUGACGUCACCAAGCUGGACCCCACCGCGCCCUGGCCGGGCCUGCUGCCCCCCGGAGAGAUGGCCCUCAACAUGGACGCAGGCCUCCAGCAUCACAAGAAAGGGAAGGACCUGUACUGGUUUUAACAACCCUCCUCCUUUGCCAUCGACCAGCCAUUACCGGAUCCAAUUAGGACGUCUGGACCUGUACCAUUGAAGCGCCCCCUCCUCGCCGUUCCCUCAUCCCCCUUUAUCACUCACCCACCACCACCCUCGUCCCCCCUCAUUUGCCCUCGCCUCCCCCCAGGCCCACAGUGCCAGCGCAGCCGAGAGGCUCCAGGUUGGCAUGUGUGUACCGUGGAGAUAAAGACUCAGAGGCUGGGCUUAUGGAGAGCAGAGCAGAGAGAGAAGAUGUACAGCCUUGGAGACCACUGUUCUGUGUUCUGUGAUGACUGGCCUAUCCCUCUCCUCUCCUAUCCCUGCUCGGGGCUCAUCUGUGUGGUGUAGCAGCACAGAGACCAUUGGAGGCCACUAGCAAUGUGCUAACAACAGUGUCCUGGUUUGGAUAGAGAGGCAGAGAGGGACAGGCUCAUAAGAAACUUCCUUUGGACACAGGGGAAGUGCAAACAAAGACGGAUGAGAUGAAAUGGUAUUUAUCACAUGCUUCGUAAACAGGUGUAGACUAACAUUGAAGUGCUUAAACCGGUCGCCCAAUCUUUCACUACACCCCUCCCUACUGCAGGUUCUCUUCUCUGUGUUGACACUGCACUCGUCAUCUAUAUUAUCUGGGCAGUUAUCUGCAUUUCGUCAAAUGGACAUGCGAUGAUUGGACUGGCUGUGAAUGGUUUUUGGAUUGUGACUGUAAUCAUAAUGUUUAUUUUCUUUAUUUUUUUCUAUUUAUUUGUGUUUUAAUAUCCAUUUCUGAAAUGAAAUCUUCAUUUGGCCAGUGCUCUGGAAAUACUCUGGUUGUGGUUUAUUAAAAGCUGGUUGAGAAGUUCUUGAAGAAUGAUUGCGAGAGGCUAUAAAAGGUGUUUGACAGUAUUUGUUGAUCUAUGAACUAACCUUUUAGUUUGAGGAAAGGAAACACUACAAUGUAUGUCAAUGAUCAGCAUAGUUAAUAAUACGCAUUUUAUAAGCUGUUGAUCAAGUAUUGAUCAGACACCACAUUUGCUUUUAAUAAUUUGAAUGUGUUCCAUUGAUGUUCCUUUCGUUAUACAUGUGACUUGUAGCCGUUUUAAAAAUGUGGACCUUAGAAGUGUUAUUCAGGGCGUGCAUUCUCUUGCU